Chiloscyllium plagiosum (whitespotted bambooshark) is the source of this 8473-nucleotide messenger RNA. It is a transcript of the gene proser1, whose product is annotated as proline and serine rich 1. NCBI's taxonomy places the organism in Eukaryota, Metazoa, Chordata, Chondrichthyes, Orectolobiformes, Hemiscylliidae. The record is from RefSeq and is a predicted model, not a curated record.
UGUUGAAGGCUUGGACGUCAUCACUUGGUGUCAAUUGGUGGUGAAGGACCCCCCUGUCUUCGGCAGUCCGGUGGAGAGACAGAGCGACGGCCGGAUGUUCGAGUCGGUCUCGAGCGGCGGCCGUUAGCCGGGAGUCGGGAGUCGGGAGUCGGGGGGUGUGCGGGGACAACUCCAAACCUUUCAUUUCUCCGCCUCCUCUUACUGGAACACAGCCGGUAGCUGGUGGGGGACAACAAGGGACGGCGUUAGGGAGGUUGUUGCUUCCCUUUCCAGUUGGUAUAUCGGCCAUGGAGCAGGUUGCACGGUUCUGGAAGAGGCCGAGGAGGAUGGCGGCCCUCGGAGCCCAGUCUGUCGAGUAGCGCACACCCUCCCUCUCUCUCUCUCUUUCUGUCUGUCUCUGGUCGCAUUCCUCAUCCUCCUGAGGGUGCGGAAGUAACCGUGAUAACUGAACAACCGCUCCUCUCUUUCAAGACAAGGAGAGAGGGGAGAUACGGUUCGAUCAUCUCCUUUGCUUCCCCAUCUGUCUCCAAAAUGGAUAGCAAAUCGUUUGCAAUCGUCCUGGAUGAAAUACGGAAGGGGGUUCUGACUGAUCAUAAAUUAAAGGCAAUUGAAUAUGUACAUGGAUAUUUUUCAAGUGAACAGGUGGUUGAGUUACUGAAGUAUUUUUCUUGGGCAGAACCUCAACUAAAAGCCCUUAAAGCUUUACAGCAUAAAAUGGUAGCCAUCCAUGUAUCUAAAGUAAUAAAUAUCCUUCAAUGCCUCACUUUCACUAAAGAUAAACUUGUCGCCUUAGAUCUAAUAGCCUUGAAUAUCAUUGAUCCUCACAAUUAUCGGCUAAUUGAAGAUAUUUUCCGGGUACACCUGCCAGAAAAGAAACGUUGCAAAAGAAUUCUUGAUCAGGCUUCUAAAGCUGGCUGUAAGGCUCCUCUCGCAAUGAGAUCUUCGUGUGGAAUGAUUCCAGGAAACCCAUAUCCUAAAGGGAAACCAAGUGCGUUGAAUGGAUUGUUAGCGGCUCUUUCUGUAAAGAAAGAAAAUGAAAGUGGUUAUAAUGUUGGCCGAGGGAUAGCGACCUGUAUUCUAGGACCUUCUAAACCUGCUCCAGCAACUUACAAUCCUCAUAAGCCUGUUCCUUAUCCUAUACCUCCUUGCCAACCACAUGCAACUAUUGCACCAAGUGCAUAUAAUACAGCUGGCCUUGUCCCAAUGGGCAGUUUCAUAGCUCCAGUUGUAGCCCCAGCCGCCUAUGCUCCUCAACAAGCUUUUUCCAGAUCAGGCAAUCAACUGAGCUAUAACUCCUCUGCUACCAACUUGCAUGCGACUGUGUUCUCACCACUUGGUUCUUACUCAUCAGCUCCAGCAACACCUGUUGCAACACCUACGUUUGUCCAGUCGCCUGCAAAUCAAUUAGUUUUUGCUUCAGCACCAGUAACACCAGCCUUUUCAAGGCUUGGCACAUCCGCCUCGAUACCUCAAAAAGGUGUUCCUCAAUCAAGUGGCUCUUCUGCCCCACCUCCAUAUCCUGAAUGUCAGGACACUACAGCUGUAGUAUCAGCGGCACCACAGAAUUCCCAGGCACAUGGUGAAGUAAGGUCAGGGAAUACUGGUACAUCAACUCAUAGUUCAACUGUCACAGGAUUAACCUCCAGCUACACCAACACAAACUGUAGUCCUGGUGUGAUGCCACAAACUGGUUCAUCCUCAGGUUUUCAGACAAGUGAAAAUUCCAAUACAUCUCCACCGAUGAGCAACUCAUUCCCAAAUCUUCUAUCCUUCCCAGGAUUGCCUAUAUUUUUCCAGAAUCAGACUUUAUCUCCUGCUUCUCUGUCUGCACUCCAAGCAGGAAUGACUGUUGCAAAUUUACCUGGUCUUCAGUCUAUUGCAACUGCAGCAACAUUGACAGGAAUGCAUUCCUCUGGGACUACUACAUCUCUGUCUCCAGUCCAGAAUGGUGUGAUGGCAGCUACAAUGCCUGGGCUUCAGUCUGCUGUUUCCGUUGCUGGACUCCAGUCUAACGCUGAUGUCACCUCUCUUCAUGGGCUCCAAACUACAGUAUCACUAGGUGGACUCCAAUCUAAUGGAAAUUCAAUGUCUCUUGCUGGACUGCAGCCUACAGUAUCUCUUGCUGGGUUGCAAUCUGCUGCAGCAUCUCCAAUUGGAAUGCGAUCUGCUGCAGCAUCUCCAGCUGCACUGCGAUCUACUGCAGCAUCCCCAGCUGCACUGCAAGCUGCUGCCUCUCUUGCUGGUCUGCAUGCUGUUGCUGCCUCUCUUGCUGGACUGCAGUCUGCUGCUGCUGCCUCCCAUGCUGGCCUCCAUCCUGGUCCUACAUCUGUUUCUGAGCUCCAAUCAGUUCCUGCCUCCCCCUCUGGACUCCAGCAUUCAAUUUCCUCCCUCCCUGGGCUUCAGCCUGCUGCUGUCACUCUUCCCAGAUUGCAGUCAUCUACAUCUUUUUCCGGACUUGAUUCUAUUGUGGUUGCUGCCUCAUUACCUGGAUUGCAACCUACUACAACUGCAGUCACCCUUCCCAGUCUCCAAGCUGCUGUAGCUGCCUCAUCUUUGCCUGGCCUUGAGUCAGCAAUGGCGGCUGCUUCUCUCCCUGUUUUGCAGUCUGCCUUGGGUGCUGCUUCUUUACCUGGACUUCAGUCUCUAGGUGCUGGGUCUUUACCAGGAAUCCAGUCUGUAGUGGGUCCCCCUGCACUCUCUAGUAUCCAGUCCACUAUUGGUGCUACUUCAUUUUCUGAUCUCCAGUCCACUGUAGGUACCACUUCUAUCCCUAAUGUACAGUCUGGUGUGAGCAUGGUGUCACCUACAGGCCUACAGUCUAACGUGGAUACCGUGCCUCUGCCAGGAUUCCAGACAACUAUGGGUGCUGCGACUCUUCCUGGAUUGCAGUCUGUUGCACCUUCUGCUUUACUGCAGUCACACUCAGCUGCGUCUCUGGAGAACUUUUCAACUCAGGGCAACAAUGAUUUUGGAUGCUACUCAUCUGGACCAGCAACUCCAUAUUCUCUCCCACCUGGCUUAUCUUCUCAACUGGGGUGGCAGUAGAUAAUGGACCUGCUUUCAAAUACCCUGUAAGAUUUCAAUGUAAAGCUGAUGUUUGCUGAAUUUAUCCAGCUCUUUGAUUAGGCAUACGGUAUACUUAGCAGUGAUGUAGAUGAAACUUGAUGGGAUUUUUCCUAAUAAAAUAUAUCUGAACAUCAUUUUUUGAUUUUAAAAAAGGGACAAGGGAUGAUAUAGAAACCGUGUCUACAGUUUAAAUUUCUUCCGAUUAGUUGCAAUAUCUGUAAGCUGGUAAGGCUUGCUAAAUGCAAUUUUUCACUCAAGUAUAUGGGACAUUAGAGAAACAUUACAAAGGGACAGUCUUGUGAUUAAGUUUUUGAACUAGUAAUCCAGAGACUGGAGUAAAGGACUGAAGACACUGAUUGAAAUCCCAACACAGAAGAUGGGAAAUAUAAAUUUGGAUAACCUGAGUAAAUGUGAGGUUAAAAAAUUUUAGAACCAGGAGUAGUGACCAUAUUGCCACUGGAUUAUUGGUAAAGACCCACCUAACUGACUGUUGUCUUUUUUGGGGAAGGAAAUCAACAGCCUUACUUGGUCGGGAUUAUAUGUGACUUUAAACUCUCGGAAAUGUGGAUGAUUCUUAACUAUCCUCCAAAAUGGCAAACUAUUUGGUUGCCAAGGAAGUCUAUUUUCUGCAAACAGUUCAUUACUGUAAAUGUUUGAACAUUUUGUCAUAAAGCUAGCUGUCUUAUGCUACUAAUUUGCAUUAAACUUAAGUGAGACUUCCCAUUAACCUGAUAUUGCAGUCAAGUCAAAAAGAUGUUCUGCUGACUGCACAUGUGAACACUGUGGUUUUUGAGUCAUUACCAUUGUUGUGACAAAUAUGUAGGCAGAUGGUUUGUUCCAACAACUGUCAGACCUCAUCAAACAACAUGUCCCUUUGACCCCCUUUGAGGAGGGAUCUGAUUGAGACCUACAAAAUCAUGAGAGGUGUGGACAGGGUGGAUAGCAAGAAACUUUUUUUCCCCCAGAGUGGAGGACUCAAUUACUACAGGUCAGGAGUUCAAAGUGAGAGGGGAAAAGUUCCGGGGAGAUAUACGUGGAAAGUUCUUUACGUAGAGGGUUGUGGGUGCCUGGAAUGCAUUGUUAGGGGAGGUGGUAGGGAUGGGAACAAUGGUGUCAUUUAAAACAUCUAGACAAAAAAGUGAAUGGGCAGGGAGCAAAGGGAUACAGAUCCUUCGAAAAUAGACAGCAGAUUUAGAUCGAAGAUAUGGAUCAGUGCAGGCUUGGAGGGCCAAAGGGCCUGUCCUGUUCUGUAGUAUUCUUUGUUCUUUGACCAUCUGCAGCAGACAGAAUGCUGAUCAUAUUCAUAAAUGUCAUUGUUACAUGGUAUUCAACGUUAGAUUUGAUUUGUUAAGUAUUCCUGACCACCAAGAAUUACACUGAAAACCAAUUUAAAGUUAUCCUUCCGACUCCCAGUAAUUCAGUUUCAUGUGCUAGAAGCUACAGUUAUUUACACACAGGGUUCUGUCCUUUGUAGGAAAAAUAUGUUUGUGAUUUUUUUUAACUGAGUAAAGGCUUAUAAAAACAGCUAACUCCCUUUGCACUUGCAUGGCAAUCCUCUGACCAAACAAUUGAUUUAUCUGGUUUAAAUCUAAUUACUGCAAAGCAGCAUAACAUCAAAAAUGGGAAUACUUUGAAACUUAAAACAAGAAUAUGACCUUUUUUUUUGAAAACUGGCAGCUUUCCAAUUAUUCUUUUUUUGAGUAUUGCAGAGGCAGUUACCAAUCCAGCAUACUCUGGUUUCUGGAAGAACUAGACAGGAGGAAGGGUUUAGAAGGAUAUGGGACAGGUGCUGGCAAAUGGGACUAGACUAAUUUAGGAUAUUUGGUCGGCAUGGACGAGUUGGACCGAAGGUUCUAUUUCUGUACUGUACGUCUCUAUGACUGUAUGACUUUCAGGGCUUUAAUCUAAUUCUUACAUUAAGAUGUCAAAGAUGUUUUUACAUUUAGGGUAGCCCAACACAAAUGGUUAUCAAUAUAAGAUAGUAGCUAAUAAAUCCAAUUUGGGAGAAAAUUCUUUAGCCAAGAAGUAUUUAGAAUUUGGAGCUUGAAAACCCAUUAAAUAAUUGAGAUGAAUAAAAUGUGUUUUAAGUGGAAGCUAAUUAAUGUGUUGAAUAUAAAUAGCACACCUCAAUUGCACCUUUUAGCAAAAAAUAUUGAAAUAAGAUACAAAUAAAACUACUGUAACAAGAAGGAAGACAAGUGACAUAUCUAGCACAAAUUUACAUCUUUGAAUUGUUUAAUAUGGACUUGUGCUUUCAUCCUCAUUUUAACUGUUCCACAUGUUUAAGUAUUCUGGAACAUUAUAUCUGGAAACAAAUAAAAGCAGUUUGGGGGAAGCAUGACUACUUUUUGCAAAGAAAAAAACCCUGAAUUUAUUGCUACUACAAAUGAUAUAAUAUUUAACUCCACUUGAUUUUAAAUGAAAUAUUACGGAUAUAUAUGUAUGUAGUCUUAAAAUAGUCUUAUCUUUGAAUUUCUUUAAAAAGAAAAACAUUUUCUCCUUUGAAAGUUAUUCAUAAUGACCUCUUGGUUGAAUACUGAAGCCUAAGGCUAUUGGAGGACAAUAUUGUUAAGCAUAAUGUGAAUUUGCUAGCGUGCUAAUCAAAGAGUUGGUACAAGGCAUACAUCCUGCUAAUGAAAUUUCAUUUACUCUGAGCUUUGGUUCUGCUACUAAUUCUCUAGCUCUGGUACGUGUUUCACAGAAUUAUAUACAGAAUAUUUUAUUUGUUAUUUAGGUGCACCUAUUCAGAGGUUUCACUGGUAACAUGUUUGAAAUUAUACACUUUUCUAAUAGUAGGGUUUUGUGUAAACAAUUUAAAAUUGAUCUAAUCAAGCUGCAUUGAAAUUUAAUUUAACAAUAUUGUCUUUUGACACUUGUUGAUAUGCUGGAGUAUCAACUUUAAAAAAAACCUUUUAAACUUCAAGCUGUAAAGCUAUAGGAAAUAAAAUGCAUUCAUGAUCUUCUUUCCAAAAUGAUAUUAGAGGAUACUAAAACUCAUGAGCAGACUGGUGCUUUCGGAAAACGUUAGUUUUGUAUCAUUAAUACAUUUAUAAUGUGAGUCAACAAGAUGAACUUAUUAGUAUAAAGACUUGUAGGAUAAAAUUAAUCUUAUUCUGAGUGCAUUACAUACAAGUUACUUGAUCUUUAUUUUUGUUUUUAUUUGUCUGAUACAUUAUUUCAACAGUGUUGGCAGAGCAUGUUUUCUUUUGUAAUUUUAUACCUCCCAUCCUUGAGUAUUCUUUGUACUUCUGGAACCAUUUACAAAUCUAUUUCUACGGUAUUUCUAAGCCUGACAUGUCACUGUCCAUUUCUUAGAAACAGAAAUAAGUACAUAAUGAAAGUCAAGAAUGAGAAAUGGCCAUGUCAAAUUGAGGUACAGUUAUAGCAUGCAGGAGCAUUUUGAAUGUACCUAAGGUGUUUUGUCUGCUUUCUCAAAUGGCAGUUUAUUCUAAUUGUUUAACUUUUCAGUAAGAUCUUUGUAAUAGUUUUGAGUUUUUGACAAAUUUAAAUGUAUUUCAACUGGUGCUAUUUUCAUGACAUAAUGUGAAAUAUUCUGGAUUAAAUGUCUCUAAAUCAUUCAAAUGUUUUAUAUAAAAUGCCCCUCAACCCAACAAACUUUGUUUCUUUCAAUCUAUAAAGUUUGCACUUCUCAUAUCCUAAACAUAGCUCAUCUUUCUUUCAAUUGGAAUAGUUUUGCUCUAAUCUGCACCUUCUCUAAUGCAUGAAGCAAUUUUAGUGAUACCCCAAUUUGAAAAUGGUGUACUUUGUAUGGUGUUUGCAGUGCACCGUUCAGCCUUAAUCAGGGUCACAGUCUAAGGAUAUGGGGUAGGCCAUUUAGGACUGAGAAGAGGAGAAAUUUUUUUCACCAAGUAGUGGAAUUCUCUGUCACAGAAAGCAAUUGAAAUCAAACAAUUGAAUGUUAUCAAGAAGGAGAUUGAUAUAAUUUUUAGCACUAACGGGUUCAAAGGGCUGAAAGUGGAAACAAAGUACUGAGUAAGAUGAUCAGCUGUUAAUACAUUGAAUGGCAACCAGGCUUAAAAGGCCUAUUCCAGUUCCUGUUUUCUGUGUUUAUAAAUCUAUCUCUUAACAUAACCCACAGGAGGAUUAUUUCAUUGUUCUUAGUGUCAGUUCAAGUAGUGGGGAGACCAAGGGGAAAUAAGUAAUUAGAAUUGGAGGAUGCUCAUGUGAGCUGUGGAUCAGCUGGGAUGCAUUGUCUGUUUCUGUUUUAGAUUGUAUGUAUUCACAAUGUGUUAUUUUUUUAAAAAAUGAUUUCUCAAUAUUUUGUAUGUAAUUACCAAUACAAAGUAACAAAUGCUGAAGGGGUCAAGGUACUGUGUUGCUCCAAUUUUUUUUUGUGUGUAGAGAAAUCGGGGAAAUGUUAACUCUGACUUCUGUCCACAGAUGCUGUCAGACCUGCUGAGCUAUUUCAGCAAAUUCUGUUUAUGUUUCUGAUUUUCAGCAUCCAUGGUUCUUUUGGAUUUUUUUCUUGUGUGUGAUUGUGUAUGUACCAUUAACAAGGAAUCCUGUGUUUCAUAGUAAUUAAAUAAUACCUUCUGUUAUGUGUGUACAGUCCAUUUCUUAUGUAUAACUGUUUUUAGUGAGAUGAGAAUAAUGCCUUAAAAUAAUGAUUUGAUCAUGUUUUAUGUCACAUCUUGGUAUUUUGAAAUAAAUUUAAAAUAUAAGUACAAUUAAAUUGUUUGUGUCAUAAAUGGAUAACCAUUUAGCAGCUUGCCUGGUUGACCUUAUCCAUUGAAUAGGGCUUGAUUUGUAUGUAGCACGAGAAGUGGAGAGGAAAUUAAAAUCAGACAUAAACAAAAAUUGAACGUGGCUUUAAAAAAAAGUUACCUGAGAACUUUAAUACAAAUUUCAGUAUAGCACUUAAUAGUGAGAGUACUUUUUGGAAAAAGCACCAUGUGUGAAUUUAACUACACAUGCUUUUAAACAGCAUUCAAAAAGCUGAUAUAGCAACUUAAUUGCUCACUGUCUAAUGAAGCACGAAACAAGAAACAACUCGACACAACUUUCAUUUUAGUACUUCAUUUUACCCAAGAUGAUUUUCAAAAUGGAAGCUAUUAUGAUAUUGUUCAAACCUCUGUGCUUGUAAUAAUGAUAACUAAAACAAAUCUAAUGCAGUAGAAUUUUUUUUCAAAAAUGGAAAUGAUUUUGACUUAGUAUUUGCAAUUUGUGGCUUUUCUGAUUUUACAAUCUGAAUUUGACUUCUCAUUUUGUAGCUUUAAUGUUAUUUUGUAACGGUCUUAUUUUAGUGGAGAAGAGAUUAGAUUUAGGCUAUUGAACUAUACACAUUGUUUGUAAGUAGGCUGGAAGAAGAUUGCUUUUAUAGUGAUAUGAUUGACUGGAUAAUUAGUUCAAAGAAAGUUUAUGCAAUAAAACAUUUCUGUUAAAAUAA